UUAAGUGCAGGGUCAGAUCUUCCGGUCGUCGGAAUGUUUAGUUUGUCCAAUACAGGUAGGGGAUUAGGGUAAAUUUACUGACUCAUAUGUUUCAAAAAUAGUCUUCGUCAUCAGGAGGACGGUCCAAGCGCAGGGCAGUUGCUGUAUCUCUCACUGCCGAGACAAGGACCCGUCGGAUGGACACCGGAUUUGAAAUGUACCCAACACUGCAUUUGUUAAUAUUUCAUCCUUUUAACACAUUUCCAGUUGCUGCAGCCAGAUGAUGUUAGAUGCGUAGAGGUCGAAAGGUGAGAGUGCUGAGUAAGAUGGCAGAGGGGCAGGAGAACAGCUGUGUCAAUGGAGACCUGUUCCGGAUGGAUGAACGCCCAGAGCAUGGCAUGAAAAUUCUACAGGGCUUAAACAAACUCAAGACAGACCAUGUGCUCUGUGAUGUGACCCUGAUAGCCGAAGGAAACUGCUUUGCCUCUCAUCGUGUGAUCCUUGCCUCCUGCUCAGACUACUUUCGCUCCAUGUUCACCAGUGGCAUGCGCGAAAGCAACCAAAAGGAGAUUGAACUGAAGGGCAUAACUGCCAAGGGCCUGGAGAAGACGCUAGAGGUUAUCUAUACAUCCACCACCACCUUGGAAGGAGACGAUAUCUUUGAUGUCAUCGCUGCUGCAACACAUCUUCAGGUCACACCUGUGAUUGAAUUUUGUGAGCGCAACUUCCUGAGUGGGAUGACAACAUCAAACUUCUAUGACUUCAUCAACACAGCAAAGCUGUACAGCAUGAACAACGCCCUGAAGCAGAUAGACGUGUUCAUUGCAAAGAACCUUAUGCAAAUUGCAAAGGAAGGUACCCUGCACUUGCUGACCUACGAUCAGAUGUGGAACUGUCUGAAUAGUGAGAAGCUGUGCCUGAGGGAGAUUGACAUUUUUCACAUCACUUGGGAGUGGCUGCGGCAGGACCCCAACAUGACAGACCAUGCGCCAGCUCUCAUGCGCCUCAUUCGCUUCCCACUCAUCAGCCCAGCUGAUCUCGUGCAUCAUGUCCAGAGAGUGGACAUGAUGAUGUCCAAUCCUGAGCUUCGGCAGAUGGUUCUUGCUGCACUGAACUACCAUGUAGUUCCCCAUUCUCAGCCCCUUGUUUCUACCCCCAACACCCGUCUCCGCUCAUACGUGACUCGUCUUGUCAGUGUGGGUGGGAGAGAGAUACACCCAUACCCUUGCCUCCAUGACGAGAUUCUGGUCUUUGAUGCCAAGAUCACCUCCAACAGUCUGCUAAACAGACAGGAAAUAGCAGCUCUGCCAUCUGCCCUCAGCCACAUGCAAGUGUUGGUGUUCAACAAUUUCCUUUAUGUUCUGGGUGGCUGCACUACUCAGUGCGCCCAUGGAGAGUCAGCUGUCAACUCAGUCUUGCGCUAUGACCCACGCUUUGAUAGUUGGUUCCAGGUGUGCCCCAUGCUGAACAAGAGAGCUUAUUUCUUUGCUGGGGCUCUUAGUCAGAAGAUCUAUGCUGUGGGUGGAAAAUUCAAGGAUGGAAGCUUGGCAACAGCAGAAUGCUAUGAUCCUGCUACUAACUCAUGGGAGCUGAUUGCAUCGAUGCCCAUGAGCUACCAUGCCCACGCUGGAGCUGUGUAUGGAAACUUCAUCUACAUCUCAGGGGGUUACAGUGGCAAUCACUUCACACCCGACAUGCAGCGGUACGAUCCAGUAACCAAUCAAUGGGAGGAUAUGGCUGCUAUGCUAACACCAAGGGGCUGGCAUGUGAUGUGUGCCACGCAUGAUAAACUCUUUGUGUUUGGAGGCUGCAACCUCAACGUGAAUCAGCAGGCACAGCCAGAGAUGCAGUCAGAAUGCUACGACCCUGCCACAGACCAGUGGACCAUCAUCGCGCCACUGUCGGUCUCACACAAAGAAGCCUCGUGCGUGGUGUAUAAUGACAACAUCUAUGUCCUUGGUGGCUACAAUGUGCAGACCAAAACUGGCCAGAAGCUUGUCUCAAAGUAUGACAUUUACACUGGAAUCUGGGAAACAGUUGGUGCACUGCCGCGUAGUCUGACUGGGGUUGGCUACUGCACUUUUAAGCUUCCUUGCUACAACCCAGAUGAGAAAGAUUGAUCUUGGCUUUGGGUCAGGGAAUGAAACAUCGCUGCAGAGUAGUAGUCUCAAAGUUGCUUGUGCUCCUUUAAUCCCUGUGUGAUCCACAUCCUCUUCAGUGGUAUGAUCACAUCUGCUGGUCAGAGCCAGGCAGGGGAGAGCACCCACUGGUUAGGGGAGGCGGCAUCUUUGCCUGAUUUAUUUCUUGUGCAGAAUCAUUUCCUUGUGGUCAGGACCUGAAUGGGGCAUAGCUACAGCACAAUGUUAGACACUCAGUUAUUUCCCCAUAUUUGUGUCAAAGGAUGCAUCCCAGUGCUGCUGAAGGUGAGUGAGGGAAAUCUGUGAAUUUUUGCUUGUGGACAUUCUCAAACAUAGGGCUGCUUUUACUGCCAUGUGGUAAGGAUUGAACGACGCCUCUCAGCUUGUAGUUGGUAAGGGAAAGGUGCCCUCCUUUUAAUUUUUGAAAAAAGAGGUUGCAGUACUUCUCUUCCCAGCUCACCUUCCCCACUCAAAAGAAAGACAUGUAUGUUAUACUUGCUGUGGUAAUUUUACUUCAUCUUAUUUAACAAGGAAACUCAUAGUAGUGGCUACCUCUUUGGUAGUUUAUAAAAUAGAUUAUACACUGGCAAUAAUGCUCUGGUUCAUGUAGUGUUUAGUUGUACCAGUAGCUCCCUAUUCUCUUUCUCUGAUACGGUUGUGAUGCUUAAAAUGUCAAGCAGCUUGGCCUUACAGGGAAUGAAAAGUGAACUUGUAUAUUUAAAACAUUACUAGAAUUGGACAAAGUAGCAGAUACCUUUUUCCCCCACUCUUUGAAAACUAAAGGGUAAUCAUUUUUAAACAUACAUGCAAAGCUAGCACAAGGCUUAUCUAUUGAUACUUAGAUGUUAGUGUGAGAGUGCUGCACAAAAGAAAGGCAGAAGAUGUAUAAUGACAUUCAGAUAGCAGUAAGCCCUUUGUUCCCUCCAACUGAGCUGAAAUAGCUAUGUAUGAGGAUGGAUCAUGUACCAUAAAAUGCUUCAGACUCUUAUAAGCAAAUUAUCUGUACCAUUUUUUUUAAAACAGGUCAUAUAUACAUUUCCCAUACUUUCAUUAACAUCAAAACAGAGACCAAAUUGGCAUCUAACAUUGCACAGAACCUACACAAGACAUAGGGUGUGUGUUUAUUUCUGUGCAAAAUGAAUUGCUGAUUUGUGUGUUGAAAUUCAGGCAUCAGCAUUUGUGCAAACAUACAUUUGCAGCGUCAUUCUGCUUUCAGUGUGACUUCUUAAGCACUUGUGUAAUUUUUCUUUUCCAUUUCCGUCUCUCUCCUUUUGUCUCUGUCUUGUCAGAUUGUUACUUGUUAUGGGAAAAUGUCAAGGCGUCUUUCUGUUUUUACAAGUAGACAUUUUAAGAUUUUUUUAAGCACUUAGACCGCUCUCACUCAAUAAAGAUAUUGAUUGGAGUGUCUCCA
Pomacea canaliculata is the source of this 3528-nucleotide messenger RNA. RefSeq names its product kelch-like protein 13. The record is from RefSeq and is a predicted model, not a curated record. Gene Ontology annotation, molecular function: protein binding. The transcript is spliced from 4 exons. Lineage: Eukaryota; Metazoa; Mollusca; Gastropoda; Architaenioglossa; Ampullariidae. The coding region runs from base 270 to 2099 and encodes 609 amino acids.